Adineta ricciae is the source of this 1122-nucleotide messenger RNA. The record is from the annotation of a GenBank genome assembly. Lineage: Eukaryota; Metazoa; Rotifera; Eurotatoria; Adinetida; Adinetidae.
AUGACUUCUAAUAUAGAAGAAAACGAUGCGAUUAAUAAUAAUUCGAUGGGUAAUCAGAAGAGUGCCUCAAAUGACUCAACUAUCAAUCCACAAUUAAUAGAUAGUCAUUGUCAUGUACAGGACGAAGCAUUUGAUCAUAGUGCACGAAAUCGUCUUGUUGCAGUGCUUUUUGUUUGUUCAAUAUUUCUGAUUAUUGAACUUAUUGGCGGUUUUCUUUCAAACUCUACUGCUGUUAUGACAGAUGCAGCUCAUAUGGCUAUUGAUCUCGGUAGUUUUCUCAUAUCAUUAACAGCUAUGUAUCUUGGAACAAAGCGACCACCACGAAAACUUUCAUAUGCAUAUGCUAGAGCAGACGUACUUGGAGCACUCAUCAGUAUACAAGCUAUUUGGAUAGUCACCACUAUACUUGUCUAUACAGCCGUAAGACGAUGCAUUCAUCAAAAUUUUGAAGUAUAUGCUAAUGAAAUGAUUACCGUAUCAGCAUUGGGUGUUCUCUUUAAUAUCAUAAUGUAUUUCGUUUUACAUGGAAAUGCGCUUGGAAAAUUGAUGCCACAUGGACAUUCACAUGAUGACAAAUACGAAGACAUAGAACGUCUUAAUAAUGAUAUAUCAUCGGACGUAAAUAGCAACAUUAACAACAAUAUCAAUAUACGAGCUGCUAUGAUACAUAUUAUUGGGGAUUUUAUUCAAAGUGUUGGUGUUCUUAUUGCUGCUAUACUUAUCAAAAUAAAUCCAGAUUAUAAAUUAGCUGAUCCAAUAUGUACUUUUAUUUUUUCUAUACUAGUUAUUUUUACGACAGUAACUAUUAUGCGUGAGAUCGUUAUUGUGCUUAUGGAGGGAGUUCCUGACGGUGUUGAUUAUCAAAAGAUUGUUGAUGAUCUUUGUGCAAUUCCUGGAGUGCGCAACACACAUAGUUUACAUGUCUGGUCACUAUCUUUAAACAAAACAGCUUUGUCUGUUCAUAUUGCAACAGAUAACAGUGAAGAUGCUAUGACAAUAUUGAACGAAGCUCAAACAUUACUUCGUCGUGAGCAUUCUAUCAACCGAACAACGAUACAAGUCGAACUAUAUAAUAAAGCUAUUAUAAAUUCAUGUGACAAUUGUCGAGGCCCAGGAUCUUGA